Molecule: messenger RNA, 1448 nt
Organism: Symbiodinium necroappetens
Lineage: Eukaryota; Dinophyceae; Suessiales; Symbiodiniaceae
Source: the annotation of a GenBank genome assembly
UGAUAUAUGACAACUGUGUUGCCAACGUCGUUGCAGCCGGAAACAAGAAAUACUAUGUCUUUUCAAAAGAGCAAAUCGACGAAGAGAUGGAAAAGGUCUUUCACUUAUCGCAAUUUGGCUCAAAGAAAUGGACGGACAAACGGUUUGAGAAUACUUUCAACCAUUUGCUCCAUCAAGUCGACCCGCGAUUCAAAACAAAAGCCAAAAUAAAAUUAGAGCCUAUGGGUCGCAAACCUGAUGGUUCGGUGAAGCCCCCGAGAUUGCUGAUCGCUGACGGGGAUCACGGCCAGAUCAUGUCUUUACUGGUGAUCGCGAUAUUUGAGAGACUUCUCUUCAAGAAGUACCACACGAGGAGUAUAAAGGGCCGCUCACGGCAUAAGGCCCUGCAAGACGUUGCGGAUUACCUUCGGCCAAGCAAGAAGCACGUUGGCUCGACUUUGUCAGGGCCAAAAGCACCAAUGGUCGAGGGCGAUGGCUCAGCCUGGGAUUCAUGUUGCUCCAAGGAGUUGCGUGAUAUGGUUGAGAGCCCCGUCUUGAGGCACAUCACAACACGUUUGCUUGAAUAUUAUAUGGUGCCGCCUCAGUGGGAAAAAGAGCACUCGCAGAUGAACACUGUCGACAGAUACAAUCUUGAGUUCAAGGAUAAGCUCAUGACGUACUUCAUCCAACUCAAGGCAAUCAGACGGCAGGAUUCGUGCAAAGGUAUUGACGGCAAGAACUUGUGGAUACGAAUAGUGCUGGAGGGCGAUGACUCUCUGGCUCGUAUUUGCCGUCCCUUCGGUGACGUCGCCGAGGAUGAACGCACCGUGUACUUCCUGCACUUCUGGAAAAGAAUGGGGUUUGACAUGAAGAUCAGAAGAUGUGGAGUCAGUCCCGAUCAGAAACCAUAUGCCGAAUUUGUCGGGACACACUUUCUUCUUGAUGAACAGCUUGAUCUUGAGGGCACUUACGUGCCCGACCUGGUUCGAAACCUUAGCAACAAUUGGUCCACGACCCCAGGCAUGCUACAGGCGUUUGAGCAGGGUAAGUUCCACAUUGUGAGGCAGAACGCUGCAGCGGCAGCAUUAGCUAGGGCAGUGGGUUACGCUGGCAUACUCCCGCUUUUAUCGCUCAAAUACGUGCAAUAUGCCAACCAGUGCUAUGCCAGCAAUUUCAACAACGACGACCUCUCUUAUCUUGCAUCUGGCGAGAUUGGAACUUCAUCCCAUGCUGUGAUUGAGAAAGUACAACGCAUGAAUUGUGGAGUGGACAUUUUGACUUCAGAGCGAGCGAAGAGUGCAGAGGAUGCUGACAAGCCUCCCACCACUCUACUACGGGGACGACCUGAGAACAACGAGUACGACAUGCUUUGGAGAAUGUACGGCACUAGCGUGGACGCCUAUGAAGCAUUGCUGAAUUACCUUUCCAGUAUGGCAACUUCAUACCGUGUGAUCAGUAUGCCACUGUGA